AUGGACGUCCACGUGUUCCCCGUAUCCUCACAGACUGCCGGCGCACGUCUAUCGGGCACAGUUGAUUGCGUGGAAGAUCGCGUAUGUUUUCGGCGAUGUAAAUCAAACUCGCUGGUGUGUAUUAGAGCCCAGUCCGCUGUGCAGUACCCGCUCCGAACGAGCUGCGAGAGGAUGUUACCGACGGAACGGUUUUCUCAAAUGGUCCAACUUCAUCUGGGUCUGACAGACGACAACGAUAACACGAAAUGGAUCAUCGCAGAGUCACCGCUAGGCGGCCGUGGUCUCUUCGCGACGAAAGACAUCUCAUCCGGUGAAGUGUUGUUCGUCGAUCAUCCGCUCAUCUAUGGCCCACGGUCCGGAGCGAUCGUCCAACGCGGCUGCACAGUUUGCUACACGUUAAAAAGCGACAAGUUUUACAAGUGCCAAAAAUGUUCGCUUUUGCUAUGUUCGGAGUCGUGUCAGAACAAUAGCGCUCAUUACAACGACUGUAAAAUAAUUUCCGGUUGGCGCAAUAAAGUGCCCAUUGAGGAUGUUGACGACGCGCUACUGUCGCGUGCGUUAACUGCUAUAAGAGCGCUACUACUGAGUGAUGAUCAAAAACAAUUUAUGACUUCCCUCCAGGCCCAUAUGCUACCGCAACAUGGCACGGAAAUCAAAGAUUUGCAUCAAUACUUCGAGAUACCUCCACAGGACGAGCAGUUUAUGAUUUUGGCCUCCUACGUACUAGAUGCGAAUGCUUUCCAAAUAGCUACUCCGUACGGGAAAAAAGAAAUGGGGAAGAGAGGACUUUAUCCGGUGUCAUCUUUGAUGAAUCAUAACUGUGUACCAAACACCAGGUACAACUACAACGAGGACUUACAAAUGAUCGUUAAAGCUGUAAAGGGCAUACCGAGGGGAUCUGAAAUAUUCACAUGUUAUACAGGACUGAUGUGGGGGACACCGGCUCGCCGAAUUCACCUGCAUAAGACUAAACACUUUUUGUGCAAAUGCGAACGAUGCGCAGACCCAACAGAACGGGGUACAUUAUUAGCCGCCCUCAAAUGCUUCGCUGCCGAAUGUCCCGGCUCGCUUUUACCCAUAGAGCCUUUGAAGUCUUCAUCGGCAUGGCGGUGCUUGGAUUGCGGUUUAAGAGUGCCUUGUGAAAAUAUUUGCACUUUGCAAAGCGCACUGGGCAGUCUUAUGGGCUCGUUAGAUUUCGAGAAUUUGUUCUAUUGGUCUCUGUUGACAUGGGCGCCGCGGCAAGGAACGCCCGACCGCACGUCGUCACCAGAUGGAUCUGCGUGCCCGUACCAGCUGUCGGAAUCUCGUCUGGCGCUGAAAGAGAACCUGUGCCGCGGCAUCCUGCGCACGGUGGCAGCCCUGGGCGCGGGCGACGCGCACCUCCGCGCCCUCAUGCUUUACCACCUUCACGCCGCGCUGGCAGAACGCGCCCGCCGCUCGCCAGACCUAUAUGACGAGCUGAGGUCAGAAAUUGAAAGCACUAUAGAUCAAGCAUAUAACAUACUUCAAGGAGAUAUAUCGGCACCAGCAGAUUUGGAACUAAGACAUCAGUAUCUGGGACCAGGCUGUAAUAAAUCUCACGAAGAAAGAUUUUUCAUUCUCGAUACGUCAGACAAUAACAUCGAUUUACGUACU
Messenger RNA from Iphiclides podalirius (scarce swallowtail), 1635 nucleotides. Lineage: Eukaryota; Metazoa; Arthropoda; Insecta; Lepidoptera; Papilionidae. The record is from the annotation of a GenBank genome assembly.